Messenger RNA from Parathielavia appendiculata, 1317 nucleotides. RefSeq lists its product as uncharacterized. The transcript has a single exon. NCBI's taxonomy places the organism in Eukaryota, Fungi, Ascomycota, Sordariomycetes, Sordariales, Chaetomiaceae. The record is from RefSeq and is a predicted model, not a curated record. The coding region runs from base 123 to 917 and encodes 264 amino acids.
CGUGCCUGAGCCAUGAUGAGAGUCAAGAGACACACGCACCCAUUCAUCAGCGGCCCCUCGGGAAACGCCUGCUGCACACUUCGUGAUGCCGCGGCCCCCAGCAGCAGCGCACAUGCACCGGGAUGCUUGUUGUUCCUGCAGUCUAUUUGCGGCCAUGGCUGCUGCCGUGCCCAGGGAGAUGGUGCCGACACUUGGAAGCUGCGGGCGAGGCUUGGCUGGAAGACAUUGUCGUCGUGCCGUCAACAUGGCUCGGCGGCCACUCCACCUCUUUUAUAUGCGCCGCACGUCUCCGGCAUCACAACUCUUUUGAAUCCCGUCAGCAGUUCGGAUGUUCAACUACCUUGCCAGUUUACCACGACAGCCGACACCGUCAAGGCUCCGGAUACCACGCCUGCCCCGUUUUGUUGCUCUCUUGCCAGGCAUCGCAUCGAUUUCCUCAGCCCCGCCGUCCUUUUGCGCCUCGGCCCAGCACCAUUACUUCGAUCGUCACGGGAUCUUUCUCGUUCGACAGCCCAGUGGAGAGGAAAUCAGUUUCCGUCACAGGCCUAUGGCUGAGCCCUGACGCCGAAUUUUCGGAAUCUCAUGACAGGAACAGCGUUGUGGUACUCGGAGGCAAGAACUUUGAGAGCAAGACACACCUUUCUGGCGAUAUCAUCAGCGGUAGGUGUUGCAAAGCGAGCCAAUACCACCCUCUUUCAGCUGCCUUUGUCAAUCCAGUCCACCGCCCCCAGUUCCGCUGCCCGCUGUGGCCCCAGCUUUCGUCUCACACCUCAAGAGACACGCGACGCACGACGGGAAGCAUCUCUGCCGGGCGCAUUCCUGUUGGUCCCAUCUCAAUGAUGCCACCGCGGCUAUUGCCGCUCUGCUCAUCUCUGUGGCCCAGUCUGGGCAGGAGGAGCUUGCGUCGGAUAGCUUGAGGCUUGAGUUUGAGACCCAUAGACGGCCAGUGCCGGCCGCACUUUCAAGAUGUGGCCUUCAAACUGCCAUGUAACAUCACUCCAGCAGAUCAACAAGGGAGGCACAUCGUGAGGGUUUGGGAUUUGCCCUCCCCCACGGCGAUCCAUCGCCUUCCCAAAGAAGCGACAGCUCGUUAACCAAUCGGCGUCUAGGUUGCACAAGCUACCUGUGGCUGCCACCCCUACCUGCCUGAGCUUCGUCCCGCUUCGUGCUGGGCAGGAUCCCGCCGACUGUGCUGCCCGCCGAUCUGAGGCUUGCGUCUGUCCGAGCCUCCCCGGACCUUCUUCCAGGGCUGGUAGUAUCCGGAGCUCGCACGCUGGGGAGGUAUCUGGCGUUGAUACGAGAUUGAGCGGCCCAGUC